UAAAUGACAAAAGAUUUUGAAUGGUUGAAAUAAACGUAAAAAUUAACUUAUUAAACAUACUAGUACUUGUACUGUGCGUAAUAAAUAUUUUAAAAUAUAUGAAUAAUUAUUAUAAUUGAUUUUUUGGAAAAAUCAAAUCGAAGUUCCAUUUUAAUAAUUCAUGAUAGAUCAGGGAGUUUGAAGGUUAUAACGAAUGAGCCUGUUUUGAAAGUAACUAUUUUUCGCAAAUCAAUAAGCAACUAUUCUUAGACUGAGUUAAUGAAUUCAAAAUGUCAUUAUUUACUUUGUAAUAAUUAUAUUAAUCUAAAGGUUUGGCGCCUUUAAAGACAUAUUUCCGUUUCCGGUGUUCUUUAAUUGACGUACGUGGAGUCAUAUUUUUAACUCAUUAAAAAAAAACGUACGGGUUAAACUUUUAACGGAUUCGUAGCUAAAGAUAUAAAAAGUUUAUAGAAAUAAAACGAGUUCAUCAGUCUGGUCACGGAAAACUUGUUACUUAGCAAGUGGGGCGAGAGAGGUGCUCGACAGUUCGACGCACCAUCUCCAGCCUCAAUUUCACGAUACUGUAUACCGGAUUACAUGCUGGUGAAUCAUUCCAAUCAAUUAUACACAUAACGCUUCCUCUGUUCACGUCUAAGCUCUGUUGUUUUCAACGAGCAGGACGAUGGAAGAACUAAUGGAUAGGGCUAUAUCUCCAUCUGGCGAUAGUAAUCUCUCUGGAGGUGAAGAUUUGACUGGAAGAAUUGUAACACCAACAAGUGACCGUUUAAUUAUGAGUGACAUAAUGAUAAAGAAUACCACAAGAACACCGCCUACUAAAAAAGCAAAACGAGUUAGAUUUUUUCGAAAUGGUGAUAAGUUUUAUACUGGUAUCGUGAUGGCUGUUACUCCAGAACGGUACAGAAGUUUUGACAGCUUAACAUCUGAUUUAACUAGAGCUUUGAUAUCAAGUGUUACAUUGCCUAAUGGGGUACGUGCAAUUUAUUCUAUGGAUGGGAAAAAAAUUCAAAGUGUAAGUGACUUGGAGGAUGGUAAAUGUUAUGUUGUUUCUGGCCAAGGAGAGUUGUUUAAGAAAGUGGAAUAUUCUUCUACGAAAGUUAGAAGAGGUAGUUCUCUUUCUGGACUGCCACAAUCUCCAGCUGGUACUGGUAAACAGGUCAGUUCUAUUCCUGUUUGUGUAAAAGCUAGAAUAAUCACAUUAAUCAGACAUGGAUCGAAGCCGCGAAAAGUUUUACGUCUGCUACUCAAUAAGAGAAAUUCAGCAAGCCUUGAACAUGUGUUUGAAGCAAUAACUGAAGUAGUAAAACUUGAUUGUGGUGCUGUCAGAAGAGUUUAUACUUUAUCUGGUAAACUGGUGAUAUCUUUGGAGCAGUUUUUUGAGAAUGAAGAAGUGUUUUUGGCAUAUGGAAAUGAAAGAUCAGUUCAAGAAGAUUUUGAACUUGAUGUUGAAGAAUCAAAAUGUGUUCAAAGCUUCAGACGUGGUCCAUGGAUAUCAAAAAGACAAAGUGGUCCAAUGCCAGUGAUGCCUCAUAAAACAGGAAAACGUACUCUUACUGCACCGCAAGUUAGAACUCCUAGUCCUUCAUCAUUAAUACUACCACAGCCAUUAAGAAUGCAUUACACAGUGGGUCAUGUCAUUGGCGACGGAAAUUUCGCUGUUGUCCGACAUUGUGUUCAAAAACAAAGCGGAGCAGAAUAUGCAAUAAAAAUCGUGGACAAAAAUAAAUGUCAAGGAAAAGAAACUAUGCUUAUGAGUGAAGUAUCUAUUCUCCGUCAAGUUUGUCAUCCUAACAUAAUUAGUUUAAUUGACGAACAAGAAACUGCCGAUCAAUUGUUCUUAGUGAUGGAGUUAGUAAAGGGAGGAGAUCUAUUUGACGCAAUAGCUGAAGUAUCUAAAUUUUCAGAAGCAGAAGCAAGUGUUAUGAUAGGACAUUUAACCUCUGCAUUAGCAUAUUUACAUGCACACUCGAUUGUCCAUCGUGAUGUUAAACCGGAAAAUCUCUUAGUAGAAAUGGAGGGUAGUCGAGUAAGAUGUUUAAAGUUAGGAGAUUUUGGCCUUGCUCAGCUUGUUAAAGAGCCACUUUACACUGUUUGUGGAACACCAACAUACGUAGCACCAGAAAUUUUAGAAGAAGUAGGAUACGGCCUCAAGAUUGAUGUAUGGGCAGCUGGUGUAAUUUUAUACAUUUUGCUUUGCGGUUUUCCACCGUUUGUAUCUCCUAUAAAUGAUCAAGAAGAAUUAUUCGAACUGAUUCUUAGUGGACAGUAUGAGUUCACAUCGCCUUAUUGGGAUCCAAUAUCAGAUUCUGCAAAGGAGCUUAUCUCAAAUAUGUUACAAGCUCAACCUGAAUUACGGUUCAGUGCAGAGGAUGUUUUAGAUCAUCCUUGGCUUGUGAGCUUUCUAGGAGGCGAUCAAACCACAACAGGAGCCGUUGCAGCCACCCAAUCGCCGCAGCAACACCGGGAUCAGCAGUGUCAGCCGCUAAAAGCUGUGACAUUAGAAGCCCAUUUCAAGCCAUUCGAACGGUCGAAUGAUUUUUAUAACAAAGGUUCAGACAACAAUAUUAUGGUGCACAGUCAAGACCAGAUUGAUCGCUAUAAUGGAAACGGCAUUAAUGAUGAUCCAGUUUCCUUGAGUGCUGAAUGUUUACAUGAUAUACGUGCACUUACCUCAUCCAUGCAUGAUUUAAUGAAUAAUAUUGAAGAGGACACAAGCGAACAAGCAAAUAAGAGUGAUGAUCUUACAUCAUCUUUCAACAGUAUUGAAGAAAACAUGUAUUCAAUGACGAAAAAUAAUAAUGGAUAUUGUCAAAGUCCAGUUUCGUCAAAAGUACAUUCCACAAGUAAAAGAAAUGACAAUUCUAUCUCUGACAUUCAUUCCAAUACCGCUGCAUUAUCAAUUGAAGAAUUUUAUACUUCUCAAUUAAAUAAACAGAGUAAUUGUUGCAAAUUACGGCCCAAAAGGGCAAGUAUUCACAGUGUUAAUGCAGUUAGUACUACGACAGCUAAUAAAAGCAGUAAUAAAAAUUUAUUGAAUAAUACUCUAUCCAAAAAUGUACGUACUGAAUAUCUGUCUCAUUCGAUGGAUGUUCUUAGCAGUAGUUCUGAUAACAACAUAGAGACAUCUGAUAGUUUUGUAAAUAUUCAAUUUGCAAAAAUAGCCAAAGAUAAUCCUGGUUCUAGUUCCAAUCAGAGUACAGAGUCUUCUGAGAGUUUUGAAAAUAUAUGCUUUCAUGAUGGGACCAAAAAUGUUAAUGACGUAAAAAAUAAUCAUCCACAUCAAGUUAAUCGACGGCAAGUUGUUAAAAAAACGUCCGUAAAUGUAACACCAAAUCGUCAUUCUAUGGUCUCAAGAUUACCACGAGCUUCACAAAUUCCAGUACAAAUUAAUGAUCAGCAAAAUUCACCAAAAUUAUCUCAUAAAUUGGAACCUACAAAGUUACCACAAAGUGAGUCAGUGAAAUUGCGUGAGAAGAAAAGUCUAAUGAAUCCUUCAAGUCAAACAAAACAAGAGAAGCAUAAAAGAUAUAGUUAUUUUGCUCAGGAUUCUACAAGAAAGGUUCACGAAUCUAUUGAGUCUAAUAGAGUAAGUAAUAAAAUAGUAAAUAAUGGUCGUAAAUUCAGUUCUACUGAUGAAUUAAGGGAUGAGCAGCAAAAACCAAGUACAAAAGCUAACAGAUUCAGUUUGUAUUAUACUCCGCAAUUAAGUAGAAAAACAUAUGAGUCGGAUGGUGAAGCUAGAAAGUCCAUGAAAAAUAUGAAUCAUUCAUAUGAAGGAAAUAGACCGACCAAUGAAAAAUUCUCAGAAGUAGAAAAGGUAACAGGUGAUAUUGCUGAAGUAAAGCGAAACCGAAGAUCAGUUGUGGAUAAUGUAACCGUCACUAAACGUAAUAAAACGAGCAAACAGUCAAUUAGCACACGAUCUAGCGUUAAAAGUAUGCCUGAAGGAAAAACUAAAUAAGCAAAAUGAGUUACAAUAAUAUUUAAAGUGACAGUCUGGUCUUUUUAUCGUAAAGAUCAAAUGUAACUUUAUUAUUAAUAUUCUUAUAAUAGUCACAAGUACACAAUUUGAGCAAAGAGUAUACCUAAAAUCGGCAUUUAUUUGAGUUAAAAUUAAUUUAAUGUUUAUAAAAUUUGUACGUACUAGAUGGAAUUGACACACUGUGUUGUAUUUAUUUGAUUUAUUUAUUUAUUGUAAUUGUUAUUAUUUGUCAAAAUCGUACGAUCUCAAAUUACAGGCAUUGUAUAUUUGUACUGCAGUUACACUGUUCUUAAGUGAGCUGAAAUCGUAUGCCAAAUGCAUUUUUAAUUCGAUUAUAUAUUAUUAAUUACUGUGUAAGGCUUAUCGGUCUAGCGUAGAUUUAAUAAAUUAUCGGAUCAUUAUGAAUAAGAAAUAAUAAUGGAGUAAUAUUUCAAAAAAUCCUUCUGACUUGUAACGGAGAGUAAUUGAUAUGGAUUAAUAGAGUAAAUGGAAUAUGCUCAAACACAAGUAAUCAAGUUUGCAAUCAGGUAAUGCUCAAGCGUAAAUCAUAAUGAUGAAAAUAUUUUUGUAAAAUGUUAUACGAGCAAUGAGAACUGAUUAUUGACACUGUGAUGGAAGGGCACGAUUUAAAGGAGAUACAUAAACAGGGAUUCAACCAAAAACUGAUAAAGAUGUAGAGAUAUUGUGUAUAUUUAUUUUUGUAGAAAUAAUGUCAUUGCUCUCCGUUGUCCUUGCGGAUUAACGAAGCACAAUAAAACAAAACUUCCUGCCGCAUCAUUGUUAUUUUAAUGCAAAUUAUUUUUAUCAUUAAUUAAUAUUGUAAAUAUAUAGUGAGUAGUUGACUGAUUUACAAAUAAAAUGUGCGGAUAAUAAAUUUCUCAGUAUCAAUUAGAUUAUAGGAUCACGUGUGACUGACGAAUCGAAAAUUUUAAAUAAUCAUGUAUUUCAUAUAUUAUCACAUAAUUAAUCGAAAUGGUGUAUGUUUUAUUAAUAAAUCUAUAAAAUUAUACAAGUUUUAAUAUGCAUAAUGUCGUGAUAGUUUUGUAGAUUUAAAUACAAGUGAUUUUCGCCAAAUAUUGAAUAUAAUAACUAAAUAUGUAUUUAUCACGUACUUUAGUAAAUUUAUAGAGAAUUUUAUUCUAAAUCUACAUGAUACACGAACUCAAGACAUGUUUUAUUCAUUUUUAAUUAUUUUCGUUUCGUUUGUUAUUUUGUAAACUCAAAAUUAUGUUCAAGUCACUAGACGAAAUUAUUAA
Messenger RNA from Chelonus insularis, 5235 nucleotides. RefSeq names its product serine/threonine-protein kinase GM11705. The record is from RefSeq and is a predicted model, not a curated record. The transcript has 6 exons. Gene Ontology annotation, biological process: protein phosphorylation; intracellular signal transduction. Bases 662 to 3958 code for a protein of 1098 amino acids. Gene Ontology annotation, molecular function: ATP binding; protein kinase activity. Lineage: Eukaryota; Metazoa; Arthropoda; Insecta; Hymenoptera; Braconidae.